This is a messenger RNA of Hemibagrus wyckioides, 1064 nucleotides long. RefSeq names its product ER membrane protein complex subunit 10 (gene emc10). NCBI's taxonomy places the organism in Eukaryota, Metazoa, Chordata, Actinopteri, Siluriformes, Bagridae. The transcript has 8 exons. The record is from RefSeq and is a predicted model, not a curated record. Gene Ontology annotation, cellular component: EMC complex. The coding region runs from base 22 to 759 and encodes 245 amino acids.
UCCUGCGCACGCACCGGCAAAAUGGCUCCGAUGGGAUGUUUAUCCUCUGCACUGGUAGUUUUAACGACUGUUUUAGGGUUUUAUACAGGAUUUGUGGAUUGUAAUAAUGGCAGAAGGGGGUCUGAUGGUGCGGAGUCUGAUCUGGCCGGCUUCUCUGUGCCUCUGGAGCACUCUUUUGAAGUGGACGACACGCCCAGGUUCAGGACUCGUGGUACGAUUCAUCUGAAGGCCGGGAGAGAGAACAGUGCUGCUCUGACCCAGACCGAGCUCUCACACAAGGACAGGAGUCUACUGAAGGACGUAGCGGCUGUAGACGGUCUGUACAGGGUCCGAGUUCCCCGGGUGUCUCCGCAGUCAGACAGACAGACAGAUGGUCACCUGAGUGCCUUCGUCAGAGCCUGCUCUCUGGUGGAGUCACACCUGAGUGAUGUCAUCACGCUGCACACCGACGUCAGCGGCUCGGUCAUCGGUAUCUCCAUAGUGACCGUGCCUGGGGCGUGUCGCGGAGCUGAGGUUGAGGAGGACGUGGACCUGGAAACGUUCAACACCACCAUCAGUGUCAUGGCUCCAGUCAACGCACCGGCCCCCGAGACGGCUCUGUUUAUCGAAAGGAUGGAGCAGGAACAGGACAAGAAAGGAAAAACCCAGGAGCAGAAGUCCUUCUUCGCUAAAUACUGGUAUUUGAUUCUAGGAGGUGCAGUGUUCCUCAUGGCCACCAGUUCAGCACAGCCCCCAGCAGGGGGAGCCAGAGAGCAGUGAUUCACACAGCCAAUGGAUGUACAUUGUCCCUCUCGUCCUCUUCCUCAUGAUGUCCGGAGCGCAGGAUCAGUCUGGAGGCGGAGCUAGCGGUGGUGCAGCCAAUGGGGGCGGGCGAUGAUCUCCACGGCAACUGCAACUCUUCUGUUAUUGGUUUAUAAAGUGUACAUAAUAACUUAAGAAAUGAUAAAUGAACGGAACAGGAUCCACAUGCUAAUAAACUAAGAAGCUAACACUGAAGAAGUUUAAAACUGUCUUUGUUUUUGUUUUUUUUUACUGAAUUAUUGAAUAAAAUGUGCAGGAAAUCA